GAUGUGCAUUGUGUUUGGCGAUUUGAUCGACGGCAUGGGAGCCGGUGCAUCCUUGCCAACCGACCUGUCGCCAGAGAUGGCUGAACAGAUGAAUGCAGGCAUGGCAGCCAUGAUGAACAAGAUGGAGGAGCUCUGCGUGACGAUGUGCCUCGUUGGUCUCGGCUCCUUCAUCGGGGCCAGCCUCCAGGGAUCUUGCUUCAAGAUCUUCGCCGAGCGGCAGGCGUUGAAGUACCGCUCUCUGUACUUUGAUGCAGUGCUGCACCAAGACGUCGGAUGGUUUGACCAGAAGGAGAUCGCCGCACUUCCAUCAGAGAUUAACGAUGAUCUGGAAAAGAUUCAAGACGCCUUUGGUGAUAAGUUUGGCAAUGGCAUCAUGUCUCUCUCAGCCUUCCUGGGCGGCUUUGGCUGCGCGUUUGGAAUGGGCUGGCUCAUUGCUCUUGUGUAUGCGAAGGCCGCUGCUGUGGUGGAGGAGUCCGGGGUGGGCGCGGGCAUGGGCUACACGAUGAUGAUUGUCUUCCUGGGCUACGCUCUCGCUUUCUGGUUUGGCAUGACUCUGCGCUACAAUGACCAGAUAAAUCCGGCCACAGGUGCGGAGUGGAAUCCUGGCACGAUCAUGUCCAUUUUCUUUUGCAUCUUCAUUGGCAGCUUCAUGAUCGGAAACCUGGACCCCAGCUUGAAGGCAAAUCUGCUGACUUGA
Molecule: messenger RNA, 697 nt
Organism: Symbiodinium pilosum
Lineage: Eukaryota; Dinophyceae; Suessiales; Symbiodiniaceae
Source: the annotation of a GenBank genome assembly